Molecule: messenger RNA, 984 nt
Organism: Phycomyces blakesleeanus NRRL 1555(-)
Lineage: Eukaryota; Fungi; Mucoromycota; Mucoromycetes; Mucorales; Phycomycetaceae
Exons: 5
Coding region: 1-984 (327 amino acids)
Source: RefSeq, a predicted model, not a curated record
AUGUCCAAAAUUACAAAAGCCCCUCGUUACCAAUGCCGUACUUGCAAGGCAGAAUUACUUGUCAAUGGCGAAGUUUCCCAAACUGUCUCUCUUCCUGAUCAAAGCCAGUUUACAUCAGCAAUGAUUCCUAACUUGGCUUUUGGAGAAAACAUCAACACAAGCAGUAGUGAGGAUAUGGAUAUCAUUGACAGUACUGAAGAUGAUGAGUCCAUGAAUGUCAUUGACAAAAUUGAAGGCACCACACCCUCGCUAGUCUUUGAUUUUAGCCAGCCUCUUCCUGUUCCCAGCAACAAUGAUAAAAAGAAUCUCGCGUUCAUGCACCCACACCUUGGAAACAAGCUUCUUGAGUACUUCUCGCAUAUCAAAGCUGACAGAUACGAUAUUUGCAUAAGGGGUUGUACACAAUUCAACAAUGAGAAUGAUACCACAUGCGUAAAAUGCAGGGAAGCAAGAUACAAAAAUGACCAAACUAGCGAAAGUGACACCAGGGUUCCUGUGAGAUCGAUCGUACAGCUUCCUUUGGCCAGACAGCUUGCUUUGUGUUUGACUGACAACAAGAUCAGGACUGAAGUACUCUAUCAUCACAACUACCAGCCCAGCAAAGAUGGGCAGAAAGCAGAUGUUUUCGAUGGUCAUGCAUACCAAUUCAUGAAGCAUCUGUUUUCUGGUGAAAAUGAUAUUGCGAUUUUGUUGUCCACGGAUGGGUUCAACCCAUACAAUGUACCUGGAUCAGUAACCAUUGUUCAUGCAACUGUCUUGAACUUGAAUCCGAUGAUCCAUUAUGAGAAAAACAGGAUGAUCCAAAUAGCAAUGUUUCCUAGCUGCACUGGUCCCAGUGACAUCUGGUCCUUCCUUGAGCCAAUGCUGAGAGAUCUCUGUUUGCUCCAGACAGAAGGCAUGGAAGUAAAGACACCAGCAAUGAUGAUUAGGGCAAAGGUGUAUGUCCUCAUGGUCACUGGCAAUAUUCCGGCUUUGGCAAAGUAG